Messenger RNA from Hippocampus comes (tiger tail seahorse), 2800 nucleotides. It is a transcript of the gene brf1a, whose product is annotated as BRF1 general transcription factor IIIB subunit a. Lineage: Eukaryota; Metazoa; Chordata; Actinopteri; Syngnathiformes; Syngnathidae. Gene Ontology annotation, molecular function: TBP-class protein binding; RNA polymerase III type 3 promoter sequence-specific DNA binding; RNA polymerase III general transcription initiation factor activity. The record is from RefSeq and is a predicted model, not a curated record. Gene Ontology annotation, biological process: transcription preinitiation complex assembly; DNA-templated transcription initiation; transcription by RNA polymerase III. The transcript has 19 exons. The coding region runs from base 224 to 2290 and encodes 688 amino acids. Gene Ontology annotation, cellular component: nucleus; transcription preinitiation complex; transcription factor TFIIIB complex.
CUUGCGUCCUGCACGCCACGUUCCGAUACCAGAUAAAAGAGUGUGUUCGGGGGUCUUUUUUUCUCUUUUUUUUUUUUGGCGUGUCGCCGAAGUGACGCGUGGCCGGAGAAGGAGUAGCGGACGACGGCGGUGCCACGUAGCUAGCCGGCUAAACGAGGUGCCGUCCACAGCUGUCACAUUUCUCCACGGUCUUCCAGUGUGAAGGGGGGCGAGAGCGGCCGAGAUGAGCCGGACGUGCAAGAACUGCGGCAGUUCCGACGUGGACGUGGACCAUGCGCGCGGAGAUGCCGUCUGCAUGGUCUGCGGGUCGGUGCUGGAGGACAACAUCAUCGUCUCCGAGGUGGAGUUUGUCGAGUCGGGAGGAGGAGGCUCGCUCGCCGUCGGGCAGUUUGUCUCCUCGGAAGGCGGUGCCAAGCUUCCGUCGUUUGGAGACGGUCAUCUGGCCCACGCGGGAAGCGAAUCACGAGCGCAGACGCUGCACAGAGCCAAGCAGCACAUCGGCGUCCUGGGCCACCAGCUUCAGUUGAACCAACAUUGCCUGGACACGGCCUUCAACUUCUACAAGAUGGCGCUGGCCAAGCACUUGACGUGCGGCCGCAAGGCGGCUCACCUCAUGGCCGCCUGCAUCUACCUGGUGUGUCGCACCGAGGGCACGCCGCACAUGUUGUUGGACCUCAGCGACAUCGUUCAGGUGAACGUGUACACUUUGGGGAAAACCUUCCUGGCGCUCUCCAGAGAUCUUUGCAUCAAGCCACCCGCAAUAGACCCGUGCCUUUACAUCCCGCGCUUCGCCCAGCUGCUGGAAUUCGGCGACAAGAACCACGACGUGUCCAUGACGGCGUUGAGGCUGGUGCAGAGAAUGAAGAGGGACUGGAUGCACACCGGACGAAGGCCCUCCGGACUCUGCGGGGCCGCGCUCCUGGUCGCCGCUCGCCUGCACGACUUUCGCCGCACCACCAAAGAAAUCAUCGAUGUGGUCAAAGUGUGUGACAGCACGCUGAGAAAAAGACUGGUGGAGUUUUCGGACACGCCCGCCAGCCUGCUGACGGUGGAGGAGUUCAUGAAGGUGGACUUGGACCAAGAGUGCGAUCCUCCCUGCUUCACAGCCGGACUGCGUAAGAAGAAAGCACAGCAGAUUGAGGCGGAGCUGAAGAAGAAGAUGGAUGACAUUGAAGGUGAGAUCGAAAGCUACCAGGACCAAAUCGACUCUCAGCUGGAAAGCAGCCGACCCUGCCUGCGAGGAGUUUACGCCGCGUACGCCAAACAAGACUUGCAGAAGCACGUGAACGAGGCCCUGGGCGCGUCUCCCGAGGCGGAGGAAGAGGACGAAAAGGAAACGGAGGAGGAAGAUGACGUUGUGAAGGCGGUGGCCAAACACUUCGGCAAAGAUCUCGCCGAGCUGACCCUGGAGAAGCUCAUCGAGCUGGAGCAGAUCGGAGACGGCGCUGACGACUUGGAGCGGGAGCUGCGGGGGCCCGCGAGGAAAGGACCCACGCUGGCGUCCAUCUUGGGGGCCAGCCUGCCCACCGCCGCUACGCUGGGCCUCCGCAACUCCGAAGGAAGCCGCGCCAAAGGGGAACAAGGUGACGAAAAUUCUGCGGAAGGUGGCGAACUGGACCUGAGCGGCAUCGAUGAUAGCGAGAUCGAGCUGUAUCUGCUGAGUGAAAACGAGAUCAAGGUCAAGACGGCUCUCUGGAUGGCGGAAAACUCUGACUACCUCAAAGAGCAAAAAGAAAAGGAGGCCAAGAUAGCCAUGGAAAAGGAGUUGGGCAUUUACAAGGAAAAGAAGAAGCGAGCGACGCCGAAGCGCCGGGCGGACAUUCGAGCAGACACGGCCGACGAGGCCAUCGGCAAGAUGCUGGAGCAAAAGAAAAUCUCCACCAAGAUCAACUACGACGUGCUCAAGGACCUCAACCUCAAGCCCGCAGCCAGCCCCGCCCACAAGGCCCAGUCCCCCCGAGGAUCCGCCACCACCAGGCAGAGCGGACGCUACCAAAGGCCGGGAAGGGGGUCACUCAACCUUAGUACGCCGCUCAGCUCCCUGGGGAAAAGGUUGCAGCCGUUUGUGACCGGGCAGCCCAACAAGAAGAUGGCCGUGCAGCAGCCCUCCUCGGAAGCCCCCGUAGCCGCGGCGGCCCCCCCAGCCCCGCUGGUGGAGAGCGGCCCGGUGGUCUACGACGACGCGGUGGCCGAGGAAGACGAGGACGAGGAAGAGGAAACCUGCGUGAGCGCCAUGGCGCUGAUCGGCGCUCAAGAUUAUGGCUGUGACGAUUACGAUGAUGGCUUCUAGCAGCGGCUCGUCGUUUCCUCCUCUGAUGCGGCGCCACUUUGCACACUUGAAGGGUUCGCUAGCCGGGACACAAGAUGGCGGGCGCCCAGCAGAACGGACAAACCUUGAGCAAUGAAGACGACGGCGACGGCGGCACAGACGGCAUGUGAAGCCUCUGUGACGACAGGUGGAAACGCUUCACGAGCGCUGACGAAAAAGCUGCAAAUGCCGCCACUUCCUGUUUGAACAGGAAGUGGCUUUAGAACCAUAGCGGACGAGCCAAAUUUUUCGUUCCUACGCGGAAACCGUGAAGCCGCAUGAGCUCCUGAAGCUCAUUUGUUUACAAACUUGAGUUGAGUUCACUUUCAUUUUAUUUAUUAGCAUGUUCGCUAGCAAGAUGUUAGCUUCUGCUGCAAAAGUGCCCUUCUUUCAAAGAAUAAUAUUAUGAGGAAAAUGCGAUUUGGAUUUGAAUUUGGUUAAAAAUGUUGGGGGAGGAGUUUUUUGUUGUUUUUUUUUUCCUGGACAUUUUCA